CCGUGAAUCUGUGUUCAUCACUAGUCAGGAUUUUUGCGAAUCACUUACUUACCUGUGUUUCCAACAUGCACAUGUAAAAGUGAAGGUGUCUUUUUUUGUUGUUGUUUCUUUUGGAAACAUCAGGGUGAAAGAGGCUGAGCCUAUUCCUGCACCUGAGAGAACAAAACAGAGACAUAAAUAGAGUGAGAGACACUGGUUCAACAAAUCAGAAAGGAGGGAUAGAGAGAGGUUUCAAGCCUCCAUCUGCAGAGAGCGAGUCAGGAGACAUGCCUUCUGGCAGGAGCUGAAGAAGACAGCUGUGUUUGGUGUGGUAUUUUUAAACGCAUCAAUGCUGCUCCAAUCCCUGCGCCUCGCCUGACCUAUUUUUAGCCAGGGCUGGCCAUUGUUCUAUUUCUGUCACCUGUGAGCCCCGCAGUUGUUGAUUCACAUGCAAAUGAAGCUCGCUCCCUUCCUCGGCUCGCAUUUCUUGCCUGCGCGAGGUGCUCAGAGCGCACAGCUUUCUCUGCAACUCGGCUUUACGUUCUUUCUCUCUCUGCCCCGAACACUUUGGCGGGGUGGGUGAGGAGACCGAAACACGGGGGGGAACGUAGGCAGAUAAAAAGAAUCAGAACCAGCUGCCAUCUUCCUCCAAACAUUGUGUUGACGUUUGGACCAGACUUGAAGCACAGCAGCUGCCCUGCCGGGACAGACGGAGAGCGAUAGAGAGUGUGUAGUUUUUUUUUUGUGUGUGUGUGUGUGUGUGUGUUCGAGCUCUACAGUCAGAGUUGUUCCUCAGAGGAAGGGAGAGAGUCGCCCGGUCGUCGUGGUCUCUCUCUCUUUCUCUCUGUCUCUCUCUCUCGCUCCCCUCAACCCCCCACUGAGCUUCUGAGGGGUGGCUCUUGGUGACAGGAAACGCAAGGCUGGCGAUGAGACCUGAGCGCUGACUGGAGUAUGCUGCAGACGAUUUACGAGGGCGAGUCAAGUUUCUCCACAACAGAGGGGCGCGUCGGACACCAGCAGCUCCCCAACCAGAGCAAGAUGCGCAACAUGAACAACUCAGUCGACAUUAAGCCAGACGUGCCAUUGGCUGUGGAGCCCCUGUCCCCUUUGGACCUACGCACAGACCUGAGGAUGCUGGGGCCAGGCUCAGACCCCGGACUGUGGGAAAGGCAGCUCCAGCAGGAGUUGCUCCUCAUUCAGAAGCAGCAGCAGAUCCAGAAGCAGCUACUGAUCAGCGAGUUUCAGAAGCAGCACGAGAAGCUGACCCGUCAGCACCAGGCUCAGCUUCAGGAGCAUCUCAAGCUCCAGCAAGAGCUCCAGGCCAUGAAGCAGCAGCAGGAACUCGCUGAGAAGGAGCGCCGUCUCGAGCAGCAGCAGCAGCAACAACAACAACAGAACCAGCAGGAAAAAGAGCUGGAGAGGCAUCGACGAGAGCAGCAUGUCUCCAGCCUGAGCCUCAGGGGCAAGGAGCGCUCCCGAGAGAGUGCAGUGGCCAGCACAGAGGUGAAGCAGAAACUCCAAGAGUUUCUGUUGAACAAAUCUGCAAAGGAUCCAGUCUCUAAUGGAGCCAAUCACUCUUUCAUCCAACAUCCCAAACUCUGGUACACGUCUUCACACCACGCAUCCCUGGACCAAAGCUCUCCACCACUGGGGGGCACGUCGCCCACCUGCCAGUACACUCUGCCGUCACCUAUGGAGAGCAAGGACGACUUCCCCUUGAGGAAGACAGCGUCUGAGCCAAAUCUGAAGGUACGAUCCAGACUGAAGCAGAAGGUGGCAGAGAGGAGAAGCAGUCCAAUGCUGAAGAGAAGAGACGGAAACAUUAUUACUCCUUACAAAAAGAGGGCUUUAGAGCUUAUCGAUUCAGCGCCAACUAACAGCGCCCCUGGGUCUGGCCCCAGCUCUCCCAUAGGGGCCUCUAGUGCCUUGGGGGCUGAAAAUGGACCCUCCUCUCUGCCUACAACAACAAAAACUGAGAGGUGGCCUUCCCAGCCAAGAUUAUUCCGACCUGAGGGCUCCGUGUCCAUGCUGAGCUUGUACACAUCUCCAUCCUUACCCAACAUCUCCUUGGGGCUCUCUACUACAUCCACAACAAUUAGUGCUGCUAUGGGCUUAAAUGACAGAUCGACAGAAAUCAAACAUGGGUUGCCUGGGCACCUGCUGGGCCCUGUGCCUCUUCAGACAGCCCUGGAGUCAAAGGUCAGCCCUAGCCACCAGGCUCUGCUCCAGCAUCUCCUCCAGAAGGAGCAAAUCAGGCAGCAGAAGAUCAUCUCUUCUGGUCAAGGCUCCAUGUCCUCCCACGCUCAGUCCCCUCUGGUCAUGAAGGAUCGCCCCUCCAGCGGUCGCCCUAAGCUACCAAAACACCGACCCCUGAACAGAACCCAGUCGGCACCUCUGCCUCAGAACACACUGGCCCAACUCGUCAUCCAGCAGCAGCACCAGCAUUUCUUGGAGAAACAGAAACAGUACCAGCAGCAGGUCCACAUAAAUAAGCUGUUGUCCAAGUCCAUUGAGCAGUUGCGUCAGCCCAGCACACACCUGCAGGAAUCAGAGGAGGAGCAGGAGGAGCAGCAGCCCAGAGAGGAGAUGGAGUGCAUGCAGGAGGACAGGCUGCCCCCUGGAGGAGUCAUUCGGAAGCACACGCUAAGCAGCAGCAGCAGUGGCAGCUCGAGCGGCGAGCUCCCAGACGCUCACUGCGGGGUCAUCAAGGUCAAAGAGGAGCCGGCUGAUAGCGAGGAUGAGGCUCUGACUAAUCGGCGCCUAGAAUCCGAACAGAGCACCUAUCUCCACCAGGUCAAAGGGAGACUGGUGAUAAGAGCCAUGAUCUGAGGGAAUGGAUGGCGUUGAUAUCACCCGCUCACAACGAUCACAAACAUCCACACUUGCACGCUUGCAUACACGUCAGACAUCGCACGGUAGACCAGCUCUGUCACAACAUAUGACCUCUUCUCACUCAGCUGCAGCCUCACUCAUCCUAAACUGUUAAGACUCUGUUUGUGGUCUUUGUGUUGUGAUCGCUGUAAAAUAUGUAUGUUUCCUUGGUUGUAAAUAUGAAGACACUUUAGAUCUUUCUUUUUAAGAGCCGCUUUGGUCACCUGGAGUCUUGCUCAACAGACCUUUAUGUACAUAUACUGUGGAUUUAGCAUCAAAGAUGAUUUGUAGAGGGAAGCAUUAGCAGAUGUACAGCUUCAAUGAGCCUCCAUUCUGUACAUUUUUCCAUAAAAUAUUCAAAUAUUAUCAGUCUUUGUUCUGGAAGCUAAAUCUUUUUUUGUUUUUGUUUUGUUUUUUAUUAUUUUAUUUUAUUUUCAUAAAAACCUGUGACAACAUUCACUGUUCAUUGUUCCCACAACGGAAACGUGGAAUAUCUGUCUUAGAGAGAAUGCACAUUUAAAUCCUAACAGGGCAGAAACUCAUAUUGCAAUUUGAAGGAUAAAGCACUAAAUCCUGGCUUGGGUGUGCAGGCAUCUUCUUCACACACCCCUGGUCUCCAUCCCAUCCCGCCUUGGAAUGAUCGCAGAGCCAGAGCUCUGCAUUAGGUCGAGUUCUUCUCCUUUUCUCCCUGCCCUCCUCCCCCUCCUCCUCUCUGGGUCCAAAAUCAAAGCUUAACAGAGUUCCUGCCCAGCUUUCAGCAGAGGAGUCAGACAGGGAGAAAGGGAGAAAGAGAGAGGGUCGGGCAGGAAAUGCCUUCAAGAAGCCAGGAGUUGAUUCAUGUGUGCAGGAAUGCCGAGAGAGGAGGACCUAGUGUCGGAGGAGUCCAAGGGGCCAGGCUCGAGAAUUGAUUUACUGUCAAGACGAAUUACAAAGUGAGUGGGGAUAUGGUUAAGGGACUCCUUUUUUUUUUUUUAAAGGGAAUCGCUUCCUUCAUAUUCCCCUGCGGCCUGCUUACCUCAACACACAGGGUUGAUGUUACUUAAGAAAAAAAAAGAACAUGGAUGGGAUCUUUAUUUUAUUUUCCCCCAGAAAGUGCCCAUUGCAACCUGUAUAGUCUGUCUUAAAGUGAUAUGUCCAAUGUAUUGCGGAGUCAUGAACCUUCCUGUUUUGUUAGUACUGCUGUCGACUAAAUGUAAAAAAAAAAAAAAAAAAAAGAAAAGAAAAAAAAAUCCUACUCCAAGGUUCCGUGUUUGGAUUCAUGUGAGAAAUCAAAACUGUCCGUCUUAUGCUGCACAGUCAGAUUGUCCGUUUUUAAUGUUUUUAGUGUAAGUAAACACAAUCAGAACAAUGCGACUCUUGUUCUCCCGCUCCUUUGAUUUGGUUAUAAUGAGAGCCCCCCCGCCCCCUUCACUGCCAGUGGGUGGGUGAACCGAGGUGAAUGGGGAUGUGGGGGUUUCUGUGGUCUGUUCAUAGCAGUUUGCAUUUUGUUUUCCUCUUUGUUGCCUUGCGUGAUAAACCUUUUUUUUUUUCUAAAAAAAAAAUAAAAAAAAUAAAGUUAAAUUACCUCUGA
Molecule: messenger RNA, 4420 nt
Organism: Poeciliopsis prolifica (blackstripe livebearer)
Lineage: Eukaryota; Metazoa; Chordata; Actinopteri; Cyprinodontiformes; Poeciliidae
Gene: hdac9b
Product: histone deacetylase 9b
Exons: 11
Coding region: 931-2808 (625 amino acids)
Biological process (GO): chromatin organization
Cellular component (GO): histone deacetylase complex
Molecular function (GO): histone deacetylase activity
Source: RefSeq, a predicted model, not a curated record